AUGACUAGCCGCGAGCCGGCCUCCGUGGCGCGCAUGCGUCGUCUCUUGACGUUGCCGCUCGCGGGAGAAUUCGAAUCCAGCUGCGCGGGCGCCAAACGGAGCUGGUCGUGGAUUCUCAACGGUGAGUUUUGAGGGGAGAGGGCGAGGCCGUGGCAGGUGAAAUAUAAACGGAAUUAUGUUAGGGUAAGCUAGGUCUGUGGUGACCUGUUCUUGACAGUGGCCAAUACUCAGCAGCUGCCUGCUAGUUAGGGAGCCGGAAGGGUGGGCGUCUUGUGGAGAAAGGUGAAGGAACUGGCCUGCUGGAUUAAUGCUAAGGACCCGUCCAGCCCUGCUUUCUCUAUUCCUUUUCGAUAGGAAGCCUCAGGGGAAAGGACUGUCUUACUAUACUGGCGUUUGUAGGUUGCUCGGGGUGCCUUUUCCGCUUGAAGAAAGUGAGGUAAAAGCACACCUUUGAAAUGGUUUGUUGUUGUUAUUUAGUGACUUCUAGGUGCGUCUGAAACAGGGAAGUGACAGGAGAAGGGGGGGAUUGUAUACAAGGUGGAAUUUAUUUUACUUAGCCUAGGUCCAUUAAUUUCAGUGGUCUACAGUGGUACCUCGGGUUACAGACGCUUCAGGUUACAGACUCCGCUAACCCAGAAAUAGUACCUCGGGUUAAGAACUUUGCUUCAGGAUGAGAACAGAAAUCACGCAGCGGCAGUGGGAGGCCCCAUUAGCUAAAGUGGUACCUCAGGUUAAGAACAGUUUCAGGUUAAGAAUGGACCUCCAGAACGAAUUAAAUUCUUAACCCGAGGUACCACUGUACUGUUAAUAGAAUAGAAUUCCAUACAUAUGGGAACAGAGGUGCGUGGUGAUGAUGAAAGGAGAAUUGUGUGUUUGCCUUCAGUUUCUUAAAAAAAAAAGAAACAAUAUAAAAAAUAUUCUACCUUCAACUUCAGGAAUAUGUGGUUGGGGGGAAAAGGGGUGGGGUUGGCUGUGGGGGGUGGGGAGCAAAUGGCCACAUGCUGUAGCCAAACAGAGUGAGAAAAGAAAACCUAUGGAUACUUUCGACUUUGUCAUCUCUUUUCUCAGAAUUCAUAUUGUGCAGGACAAUAAAGAAGUGUGAAUCACCAGUAACUGGAACUAGUGAGCUAUUGUGGUAAGGCUAGUUAUACUACAUGUUCUGCCCAGUUGCCAGAACAGUUGCCAGUCCAUUAAUUUACUUAAGAAGUAUAGAAACAUAGAGAGACAGUACCUAAAGCAGUGUACGGAAUAACCUAAAACUACUGAUAUUACCGAAAAUAGCAGUAAAACAUCCAUUGCUGCCAGAUGGACAAUAAUUCAUGGCCAAAUUAAAACAGCAGCAGUUAAAUACAUUCAGUUAUGUGGUGCAAAAAAAUCCUGUAAAGACAGCUGGGCCAGAAUACAUCUUUAGAAAGAGCCAGGCCAACAGUGUAGGAGAUAGUUGCUCCAAGGAGUCGAAGUGCAGAUGCUGCCAGGUUUAAAGGAGGUAACCUAGUGGGGCAGUGGUUAGUGAGGCAAUAGAUGUUUUCUUGGAAGCAAGCAACCUGAAGGCAAAGUUUUUCUUUUCUUUUUUUGCGAGGGAGGGGGAGGAAACAAACCAUAAUCACUAGUUUGCACCUAGUAUGAAACCAGUCUCUGGUUUGUUUCCACUCUAGUGUGUCAAGGUAAGGAGCAGGGGAGAAGCAAAUUGGAGACAUUUGAGCAGUCUGCACCUACAUGCUUCUUAUUCAUAUUAAAAAUGCAAUGCGGUGUGUGAACUAGGUUUGUUUGCCAACCAGUUCUGAAUUGCUGUUCUGGCAUUAAAUUGGAUUUCCUGUUGCAAUGUUUUCCUCUUAGACUUUUAUGGAUUACGAAGUAAUACAACAUGGCAAAACGUGAAGCUUUUCUACAGGCUGCUUUUAAUGGUGCCAACAAAGAGUUCUUGCAUUUUAUCCAACUUCACGUAAGUAAAUAUGAAGAGAAAAAAAGUGCCUGGAGUGGGAUGAAACGCUUUUGUUCAGUGACAAACUUUUGGUUUGUAUCAUUUUUACAGAAAGAUGCAGCAGAUCCAUUUGAUUUGA
Podarcis lilfordi (Lilford's wall lizard) is the source of this 2060-nucleotide messenger RNA. The record is from the annotation of a GenBank genome assembly. Lineage: Eukaryota; Metazoa; Chordata; Lepidosauria; Squamata; Lacertidae.